Molecule: messenger RNA, 7533 nt
Organism: Astyanax mexicanus (Mexican tetra)
Lineage: Eukaryota; Metazoa; Chordata; Actinopteri; Characiformes; Acestrorhamphidae
Gene: rerea
Product: arginine-glutamic acid dipeptide (RE) repeats a
Exons: 22
Coding region: 736-5355 (1539 amino acids)
Biological process (GO): regulation of DNA-templated transcription
Cellular component (GO): nucleus
Molecular function (GO): sequence-specific DNA binding; chromatin binding; transcription corepressor activity
Source: RefSeq, a predicted model, not a curated record
CCCUCAAGCGGUUUGUUUUUGUUGGUUUUAGUGCCCGGUCUUUAGCUAACCGCUAGCUAACUAGUUAGCUAUGUGACACGCUAGCUUUAUAGGUUAGCUAAGCUAGCUACCAACCACACGGCGAGCAGGAGGACUUGAGUGAGCCGUUUGUUUCCACACUCACUCACUCUCCCUCACACGCACACACGCACACACAGAGGGAAAGAGGCGAGAGAAGCAGAGAAGCCCCCCUUCUCCCCUCCUCUUCCUCCUCUCUUCUUCUUCCUCCUCCUCUUCCUCCUCUUUUCCCCUCCUCUUCUCUGGCGAGUUGAACGUGAAUACAUUAGCAGAGCGAGGGCGCCUUUUGUUGAGGCAAGUGCCCGUUUCCAUCCGUGUGGACGGCGGAGUGAUUUUUUUUUUUUGCUGGACCGGAUGAAGUGAUACCGUUUACCCUGCGGGCUCGUGCCUCUCGCUGUUUUUUCUAGAGGGGGUGUUUUUUAUUGUGUGUUUUCUGGCUCAGGCCGGCAAGUUCGCCCCGCAGAUACGGAUUAUACCUCUUUCGUUCGCGGCGCUGGAGUGGAAGUUAGCCGGGCAGACUGGAGACUAUAGCGGCUCUUCUGAAACACUGGGGUUGUUGGUGUGGCCAAAUUUUCCCUGGGUUUGCUUGGUAAAUUCAGAAGACUGAAGCCCAGGCUCACAGUCUACCUUUCACGGAGGCCCAGCCGUGAGAGGACAGAGGAAGGCACGUGGCGAAUCAUGACUGCCGACAAAGAGAAAGACAAGGAGAGGGAGAGGGAUCGCGACCGAGACAGAGAGCGGGACAAGCGCGAUAAGGCACGCGAAAGCGAAAGCUCGCGGCCCCGGCGCAGCUGCACGCUGGAGGGCGGAGCCAAGAACUACGCGGAAAGCGAGCACAGCGAGGACGAUGAUAAUGAGGCGGCCGGCGGAGCCACGGCUGAGGAGGCCACCAAAAAGAGCAAGAAGAAGCUGCCCAAGAAGAAGUCGCGCUACGAGCGCACGGAGACGGGCGAGAUCACCUCCUUCGUCACAGAAGAUGACGUCGUUUACAGACCUGGAGAUUGUGUGUACAUAGAGAGCCGGCGGCCCAACACGCCCUACUUCAUCUGUAGCAUUCAGGACUUUAAACUGAGUAAACGGGACCAUCUGUUAAUGAGCGUGAAAUGGUACUACCGCCAGUCUGAGGUACCUGACUCUGUCUACCAGCACUUAGUCCAGGACCGCAACAAUGAGAACGACUCUGGUCGGGAGCUGGUAAUUACUGACCCUGUGGUAAAAAGCAGAGAGCUCUUCAUCUCGGACUACGUGGACACCUACCAUACUGCAGCCCUCAGGGGAAAAUGUAAUAUUGCCCACUUUUCGGACAUUUUUGCUGCCAGGGAAUUCAAACCUCGAAUCGACUCCUUUUUCUACAUUUUAGGAUACAACCCAGAGACUAGGCGAUUAAACAGCACACAAGGGGAGAUUCGAGUAGGACCCAGUCACCAGGCCAAGCUCCCGGAGCUGCAACCCUUUCCCUCUCCUGGAGGUCAUCCUGUGACUGAAAAUGAAGAGCUUGUCUGGAUGCCUGGGGUCAAUGACUGUGACCUGCUUAUGUACCUGCGGGCAGCCAGGAGCAUGGCAGCAUUUGCAGGGAUGUGCGAUGGAGGAUCAACAGAGGAUGGGUGCCUCGCUGCCUCACGAGAUGACACUACACUCAAUGCAUUAAACACUCUACAUGAGAGCAGCUAUGAUGCAGGGAAGGCCCUACAGCGACUGGUGAAGAAGCCUGUGCCCAAGCUGAUUGAGAAGUGCUGGUCCGAAGAUGAAGUGAAACGCUUCAUUAAAGGGUUGAGGCAGUACGGCAAGAACUUCUUCAGGAUUCGGAAAGAGUUGCUACCAAACAAGGAAACGGGAGAAUUGAUCACUUUUUACUAUUACUGGAAGAAAACCCCAGAGGCUGCUAGCUCCCGAGCCCACCGCAGACACCGCAGACAACCAGUCUUCCGCCGAAUCAAGACCCGCACCGCCUCCACGCCUGUCAACACUCCCUCUCGCCCUCCUUCCAGCGAGUUCUUGGACCUGAGCUCAGCCAGUGAGGAUGACUUCGACAGUGAGGACAGCGAGCAGGAGCUGAAGGGCUACGCUUGCCGCCACUGCUUUACCACCACCUCCAAGGACUGGCACCACGGGGGCCGUGAGAAUAUCCUGCUGUGCACCGACUGCCGCAUCCAUUUUAAGAAGUACGGUGAGCUCCCCCCCAUCGAGAAACCUGUGGACCCGCCGCCGUUCAUGUUCAAACCUGUCAAAGAGGAAGAGGAUGGACUCGGUGGGAAGCAUAGCAUGAGGACUCGACGGAACCGCGGGCCGAUGUCGACGCUACGAAGUGGCCGAAAGAAGCAGACAGCAAGUCCAGAUGGCAGAGCCUCCCCGACCAAUGAGGACCUGCGGUCAAGUGGCCGUACCUCCCCUAGUGCAGCCAGCACCUCCAGCACUGACAGCAAGACUGAUUCAAUGAAGAAACCCAGCAAGAAGAUAAAGGAGGAGGCGCCAUCGCCUAUGAAGAGUGCCAAACGCCAGAGAGAAAAGGGAUCCUCAGACACAGAGGAGCCAGAGAGGGCCAACGCUAAGAAGUCAAAGACUCAGGAACUGAGUCGACCUGACUCACCUUCAGAAUGUGAGGGAGAAGGCGAGGGUGAGAGCUCAGACGGUCGCAGUGUAAAUGAUGAGGGCAGUAGUGACCCUAAGGACAUUGACCAGGACAACCGCAGCUCCUCUCCUAGCAUCCCCAGCCCACGUGACAAUGAAAGCGACUCGGACUCGUCUGCACAACAACAGGUCCUUCAGGGCCAGCACCCUCCUGUCAUCCAGUGCCAGGCAGGAGCUCUGCCACCAACGGCCUCUUCUUCCACAGCCACAGCACCCACACCCCCUACGUCAGGGGCACCGGCGCUACCCUCCCAGGUGUCUCCGUCCAUCCCCCCCACCUCCAUGCCUCCUCAGCAGAUACCUCCAACAGGCCCGCUUCCUCACAUCCAGUCUGGAGCGGCGCUGCACCCUCAGAGGCUUCCCUCACCUCACUCGCCAAUGCAGGGCAUGCCACAGCCGCCGGCACCCUCUCAGACCGGCCCCCAGCCUCUGCAGCCUCCACUACAUGGCCCCAUGCCUCCCAUGGGCCACCCUCUGCAAACAGGGCCCCAUUUGCCUCACCCUCAUUCCCUACCUCCACAGUCUUUCCCUCACACUCAGUCUCAGGUUCCUCCGUCUCCAUUAUCAGGCCAGGCGCUAGUCUCAUCCCUGUCUCAACAACAGCAGCCUCACACUCCUCCAUCACAGUCACAGCAGUCCUCCUCACAAAGCAGUGGGCAGCCGUCUCGAGAGCAACCCCUGCCCCCGGCACCCAUGUCCAUGCCCCACAUCAAACCUCCACCCACAACCCCUAUUCCACAGAUGCAAAAUCCUCAAUCACACAAACACCCCCCACACCUCUCUGCACCUCCUUUCCCACAGAUGCCUUCCAACUUGCCCCCGCCGCCUGCCUUGAAGCCACUCAGCUCACUGUCCACGCAUCACACACCCUCAGCCCACCCGCCUCCACUGCAGCCUAUGCCUCAGCAGCUGCAGCCUCCCCCUGCGCAGCCUCCAGUUCUCACCCAGUCCCAAACAUUGCCUGCCUCAAGCAGUCAUGCGCCUCCUCCAGCACCACCUUUGCCCCCUUCAGCUGCCUCUUCGCAUCCAACGCCUUCCCAGCCAACUUUCCCUCCUCAUCCUUACAUCCCAGGUGGCUCAGCAUCUAUCCCACCCUCUUCCGUUCCUUCCUCUGUGGCGGGACCCCUGGCUGCACUGCAGCAACCACCUUCUUCCAUCUCUAUGCCUCUGCCUGCUUCAGUCAGCGCACCCUGCCCAGGACCCUCCACUGUGCCCCCUGUGCAGAUUAAGGAAGAGCCUCUGGAUGAAGCAGAAGAGCCAGAGAGUCCCCCACCUCCACAGAGGAGCCCCUCGCCAGAGCCCACAGUCGUCAACACACCUAGCCAUGCCAGCCAGUCUGCACGGUUUUAUAAGCAUUUGGACAGAGGCUACAACACAUGUGCGAGAACAGACUUCUACUUUACUCCAUUGCCAUCGUCGAAGCUGGCCAAGAAGCGGGAGGAGGCACUAGAGAAAGCGAAGAGGGAAGCUGAGCAGAGAGCACGGGAAGAGAAAGAGAAGGAGAGGGAACGAGAGAAAGAGAGAGAAAGGGAACGGGAACGAGAGAAGGAGGCUGAGAGAGCUGCUAAAGCAUCCAGUUCUUCUCAUGAGAGCCGGAUGGGAGAGCCUCAGAUGGCAGGACCUGCUCACAUGCGGCCGCACUUCGAUCCUCCUCCCACCACCAUCGCUGCCGUUCCUCCUUACAUUGGGCCAGACACACCUGCCCUGCGCACGCUCAGCGAGUAUGCCCGGCCCCAUGUUAUGUCCCCCACCAACCGCAACCACCCAUUCUUCAUGUCACUUAAUCCCACAGAGCCCUUGCUGGCAUACCACAUGCCUGGCCUGUACAACGCAGACCCUGGCAUGCGGGAGCGUGAACUGCGAGAGCGGGAGAUGCGCGAGAGGGAGAUCCGUGAGAGGGAGCUCAGGGAAAGGAUGAAGCCUGGCUUUGAGGUCAAACCCCCUGAGCUGGACAGCCUGCACCCCUCCACAAAUCCCAUGGAGCACUUUGCCCGACACGGGCCCAUCGGUUUGCCGCCUAUGGCCGGCCACCCUUUCGCCUCCUUUCACCCGGGUCUGAACCCUCUGGAGAGGGAGCGGCUGGCGCUGGCAGGACCCCAGCUUCGGCCAGAGAUGACCUACCCCGAGCGCCUGGCAGCAGAGAGACUGCAUGCUGAGAGGAUGGCCUCAGUGGCCAAUGACCCCAUUGCCAGGCUGCAGAUGUUCAACGUGACGCCGCACCAUCACCAGCAUUCGCACAUCCACUCACACCUACAUCUGCAUCAGCAAGACCCACUGCACCAAGGUGGUGGUGAAUGUCUUGUGUGUCCCCCAGGUUCUGGGGCACAUCCGCUAGUUGACCCGCUGGCUGCUGGACCCCACCUGACCCGCUUCCCCUACCCGCCCGGCGCCAUCCCCAACCCCCUGCUCGGACAGCCACCACACGAACACGAGAUGCUUCGGCACCCUGUGUUUGGUACCCCAUACCCUAGAGAAUUGCCAGCGGGUUUGCCGCCACCCAUGUCAGCAGCACAUCAGCUGCAGGCUAUGCAUGCGCAGUCUGCAGAGCUGCAGAGACUGGCCAUGGAGCAGCAGUGGCUGCACGGACACCACCACAUGCACGGGGCCCCUCUGCCUGGUCAGGAGGACUACUACAGCCGGUUGAAGAAGGAGAGCGAUAAGCAGCUGUGAUCGUGAGAGGGAUGUGACAUCGCAGAGGUCUGCAGGACACAGGAGGUCGCUUCAGAACAGUCACAGAAAAGGAUCUUGUGUGUCCUUGGAACAUUUUUAGUUUGCAGAAGAACAGAAAAGUGACACGGAUCGUCUGAAGACCUUUUUUUUUCUGUUGUCAGCUUUCUUUACUCUUAUGGACAUUUUUAUUUUCUAAAAACAUUGACUUCAUUUUUGGUAUAUAGCGUUCGAGUAGUGACAACGUCCUCAAGACUGAUUGUGACUUUCCUGCAUGAACAUCCUCUGAGAAGCUUUCCUGACGUUUUUGUAGGUGCUAGAAUACCAGACACUUUGUCACUGUGCUUAUUCAAAAAGAGGAAGAGAACAGUUGGGCCAUUAUAUCUGAAAAGUGCUAUCUUAAAUUCAAUGUUUAUUUUAAUACAUUGUAGGAGGUUUUCAUAAUUUUAAGAAAAGCUGCAGCAUGGCAUUUUUUGAGUCUGUAAAUAGUAUAUAUAUAAAUAUAUAUAUAUACAUAUGAUUAUUAUUAUUAUAAUUAUUAUUAGGUGUGGAUUCCUAACCGAGUUGUUAGACCUCCGAUAUAAUAGUUUUGAAGCAUCAUCCCUUGUUUCAGAGGGGAACGAGAUGGCAUUAUUUGAACAGGUAGCCGUGUCAGGUGGUUUUGCGGUCCACAAAACGGGGUCGCUGGGAGAACGGUACCAGAUUUUUAUCCACACACAUUUUAAGGUGAACGCUCAAGUUGAGCUGCUUUGUGUCCCAUAGGCUGUCGGCGACAAACACGCCCCACACCUACACCCAUUCAUCAUGUCAUGCCCAUCUUCGUUUUGCUUUUAUGGUUGGAUUUAGGAGGUGUAGUUAUAGAUAUGAGGAAGGUUAAAGAGUUAAAGGGUUUGACGGUUGUGCACGAGGGCUUAACACCCAGAUCCUUUUGAAAAGCCAAAAUUGCACUGAAUAACAUUGAAAGGAUGUUAAAUGUUGAACUCGAAAUUGGUUUUACGUGAAAUGAUAAUGUGAACGAGUGCAUUUUAACGUAUUUGUCUUUCUUCUGUGUACCAAAGUGAAGACGCGGAAAUUCGUAAUCUUUUAUAAACGUGAAUUGGGAUCAGAUCUUUUACAUGGAACUUUGUGAAAGUACUUAAACAAAACCAGUCUCUCAAUUAUGAUGCCUUUUUUCCUCAGUUUUUUACUUUUUACAGUUUUUUUUUAAAUAGUCAGUAGGUGCUAAUGGCAAAAGAUGGCACUGCAGUCAAGCCCACCUCCAUUGCGAGACUUCUAAUUCAGUCAUUCUCACUGUGAUAACGCGAAAGGUUUUCAGCAGAAGAUGGAUAAAGAGCUUUGAACAACAGUUCCAUGUAUAUGUAUGUAUGUAUGUAUGUGUGUGCAUGUUUGCAGUAGAGGAGAUGAACGUUACACUGCAGCUUCUCUCUGCAUUCCUCACACUGCAUUUCCACCGUAAAGCCUGGCCAGUCCUGGUCUCUCUUUCUCUGUUAUGACGGACGGGGCUGUGCGAUGGCCAUCGUGGACCGUUACAUGCAGUAUUCGCUGUUUUUAUGUCAGAUCAGAUUCAAUCACCCCACACUCAUCAAGGUCAUUUUACAUCCUCAAAGAAUUUUAUGUCUAUGAAUACUGAGUCAUUGCUGCAAGUUGUUUGUUUUUAUUUGGAAUUUAAAUAAUACUUGAUAAGACAGUACUGUUUCCCAAGAUACCGUUUUUUUUUUGUUUUGUUUUGUUUUGUUUGUUUUUUUGCACAGAUUCCCACUUUGACAGUACAAGCCCAAAUCAGGCCUCCCCCUCCCCUACCCCCCCUCACUUGGACUCUACCGUCUACCUGUCUCCGUCUCUCUAUGAUGUGAACUACAUUCUGAUUUUGUUUCCAGCAUUUUCUCCCUUUUGUCCCCUUUUUGUGUCUUAAACCUUUGAUGUUGAGUGUUGUCAAUGGUUUAGCUUCUUGUUUCAAAGCGGCAAUAGCAGAAUGUAAAUUCUGACUGCUAAGAUUUAUAUAUACUGGUAUCUUGAAGCUUAUUGUAUAUAUUAGUAGUCGCCAUGGGAUGACACAAUGUAAACAAAAAGUAGAAAUAAUUAAAAAGAAAUUGUGAGUCCUGUGUUCUCCCCAUUUGAGUAUUUUGUAAUUUUUUUGAAAAAUUUGUGGAAUUAAAAUAAAACUAAGUUACACCACAAGAA